Molecule: messenger RNA, 2332 nt
Organism: Patiria miniata (bat star)
Lineage: Eukaryota; Metazoa; Echinodermata; Asteroidea; Valvatida; Asterinidae
Gene: enoph1
Product: enolase-phosphatase E1-like
Exons: 7
Coding region: 7-1011 (334 amino acids)
Molecular function (GO): acireductone synthase activity; magnesium ion binding
Source: RefSeq, a predicted model, not a curated record
UCUCUGAUGCAUUGCAAUAUUGGAAAGCAAAAGAAGGGCCGAGUGUUUUAUAAAAGGGGCAAUAAACUAAAAACUUACCGACCUCGUGCUAUGAUGUUAAAGCAUGGAGCUAUAAAUAGCUCCAUGCAUGAUGACUGUCAAUCUGGCAGUGACUCGAUGAUGUCGCAAGAUUCAGACAAAAACACCAGUAAACAUCCAGUCAAUUGGCUGGAUCUACUGCAAGGAAUUGAAGUCAUCGUACUAGAUAUUGAGGGAACAACAACCCCAAUAACUUUUGUCAAGGAUGUUUUGUUUCCGUAUGUCACCGAGCAUCUGGAGGACUAUUUAGAUGAUCAUUGGGAGGAAAAAAAAUGUCAGGAUGACGUCAGAGCAUUGAGGGACCAGGCCAAUCUUGACAAGGACCUUGAAGGUGUAGUCACCAUCCCAGAAGACAUCCAAGGUGAUUCCUCAUCAUCUAAGAUGUCAGUGAAGGAAGCAGUGAUGCAGAGCAUCCGAUGGCUGAUGGCUGCUGACAGGAAGGUGACAGCACUCAAACAGCUACAAGGUCAUAUGUGGAGGUCAGGAUACAAGGACAAGACACUUGUUGCACAAGUUUACAGUGAUGUGCUACCUGCCAUCAAACAGUGGAUAUCAGACGGUAAGAAGGUCUACAUUUAUUCAUCAGGGAGUGUGGAGGCACAGAAACUACUGUUUGGCCACACUGACAAUGGGAGCCUGCUGGAGCUUUUCUCGGGAUAUUUUGACACCAAGAUUGGAUCAAAGGUGGAGAAGGAAAGUUACCUGAAAAUAGCGGCUGAGGUUGGAAGUGAACCUGGACAAAUUCUGUUCCUAACAGAUGUCACCAGAGAGGCACUACCAGCAAGUCAAGCUGGUCUGAAGACAGCGAUUGUUGUGCGAGAUGGAAACGCACCCCUGACAGAAGAUGAGACGAAGUCAUACCAACAAAUCAAAUCAUUCAGUGAACUCUUACCGGAUGACGGAGAACCACUGGAAAAAAUACAGAAACAAUGAAAUUCAGGGAUUUUUUCCCCUUUAGAUCAAACUCUUAUCUGAAAGCUAAGAGUUUUUUUUAUAUUUUUUAUUGAUAAAGAUAUUGAAAUGUGGGCGUCGUUUUACGGUACACUCUGAUUUGUUGUAGUUACAGGAAAAUCUUCAGUAUCAUGGGUUCUGAAAUUUCUGUCUUAAUGAUAAUAUAAGUUGAAAUGUAAUGUAAUUAGAUUUACUGUAAUGUUUUUCUUUUGCCACAUUAUGUCUUACCAAUGUUUAAUUUUUAACCAUUUAAGUUCAUUCAAUGCCUCUUUAACUGAACUGCUGGAACAUGCAAGGUAUGUAACCCAUUAGAACUUGUACUAUCAAUUUUAUUAGGUUUUACCCUUCACCAACAUAUAAACACUAUAUACUUGGUGUGCUACCUCCAGGUGAAAUUGAGAGAAAAAAUCACUUGGUGAGACUCAAAGCCAUGACCCCCUGCUUUCUGUUACAGACGUCUUACUACUUGCCAACUUGUGGAAUCGGUUGGCUGGUUCAAAACUUAAUGAAUCAUCUUAUGAAGAGAACUUGUUCUAAAUUGUAUUAUGGUGUAUUUAUUUUCCUGAAGAAUGCAUAAAAUCAUGGAGUUAUGUGGCAGUUUCAGGUGUUACAAUAAAGAAAUAGGCAGGGUGGUUUCAGGUGGUACAUGGACUAAUGUGCAUAGUGCUUUAUUGAAGAUUGUGUUAACAUUGGAGGAAUGUGUUACAUAGGAAAAUGAAACUAAAAAGGGACAGUGUACAUGGCAUCUGAUAUCUUCACUGCUUGUGUAGAUCUUGAGAUGAAUUAUGCUUAGAUUUUUUUUGCAGGAGAUGUCUGCCAAGAUGUAAUAGUGAACUGUGCACACACAAAAACAUUUUUACCCUUAAGUUGAUAAGUUAUUACACAAACUCCACUCACAGGACGAUGUUAACAGUAGAUACAGACCCAAAGGUUUAUUGUACUACAAUCCAAGUGAUUCAUACACAAAUAUGAAGUAAUAGUAACACAGCAAAUAAACCAACUAGUUCGUAAAAUUACCGACUCGGUUCUGUAUACAAAAUUAGUUUCUUCUUUGUUUUUGAACAAAUCAACCUUGAAUUUAACCAAGCAAACACAUCUCCUUUCAUACGCAUGAUUCUGCUCUCACACUGCAGCGACGGCCGCAUUCAACACAUACAACUGUACAAUUUGUGAAAUUUCAAUGACAAUUUUCAAAAUUUUUGCUCAUAAUUAAAUGCAAAUAAAGGAAACAAGCUAAAUGACAUGUUUGAAUCAGGUAUGCAGUGUCAAGUAUUUAUUUUUGGUUAAUUUUUUAUCUUUCAAA